UGCGGCCCCCCCAGCCCCGCCAGCCUGAGCGCUCGGAGGUAGAGAGGAAAGGUCUGGACAGGGUGGCUGGACCAGUGGCAGACUCAAAUCCAGGCCAACUGUAUGACUGUCUGAGGUGUUGGAACAGAAGGAAGUCCAUUCCCGUUGGUGACAACACUGUGGCCCUGUUCUGGGAUGACCGAGGUAUAAAGGUGACCCCCAAGAAAGAGCAGCUGAGUCCUUGCAUCUUGUGGCAACUGGUGUGCCCAGCACUGAGUCUGUGGGAGCUGAAGGCAGCCUGGCCCCUUCUCAUGGGCAGUGCCUACCUGUGCUGAGGUCCUGCAGCCGUGGCAGUAAGAGGAGCUGUGCAAUCAAUUGUCACUGAAAAUGUCUGACAGUCUGGAUAAUGAAGAGAAACCCCCAGCUCCCCCGCUGAGGAUGAACAGUAACAACCGAGAUUCUUCAGCACUCAACCACAGCUCCAAACCACUUCCCAUGGCCCCGGAAGAGAAGAAUAAGAAAGCCAGGCUUCGCUCUAUCUUCCCAGGAGGAGGGGAUAAAACCAAUAAGAAGAAGGAGAAAGAACGCCCAGAGAUCUCUCUUCCUUCAGACUUUGAACAUACGAUUCAUGUGGGGUUUGACGCUGUCACCGGGGAGUUCACUAACUCCCCCUUCCAGACCUCUAGACCUGUGACGGUCGCUUCCAGUGAAUCAGAGGGAAAAAUGCCAGAUCUCUAUGGCUCACAGAUGUGCCCAGGGAAGCUCCCAGAGGGAAUCCCUGAGCAGUGGGCACGGUUACUCCAAACCUCCAACAUAACAAAACUGGAACAGAAGAAGAACCCACAAGCCGUCCUGGAUGUUCUCAAAUUCUACGAUUCCAAAGAAACGGUCAACAACCAGAAAUACAUGAGCUUUACAUCGGGAGAUAAAAGCGCACAUGGAUACAUAGCAGCCCAUCCCUCGAGUACAAAAACAGCAUCAGAGCCUCCUUUGGCUCCUCCAGUGUCUGAAGAAGAAGAUGAAGAAGAGGAAGAAGAAGAAGACGACAACGAGCCCCCACCAGUUAUUGCACCGAGACCCGAGCAUACAAAAUCAAUCUACACUCGUUCUGUGCUGGAAUCCAUUGCUUCACCAGCAGCACCAAAUAAAGAGGUCACACCACCUUCUGCUGAGAACGCCAACUCCAGUACUUUGUACAGAAACACGGAUCGGCAAAGGAAAAAAUCUAAGAUGACAGAUGAGGAGAUCCUAGAGAAGCUAAGAAGCAUUGUGAGUGUUGGUGACCCAAAGAAAAAAUACACAAGAUUUGAAAAAAUAGGUCAAGGGGCAUCAGGUACGGUGUACACAGCGCUGGACAUUGCCACUGGACAAGAGGUGGCCAUAAAGCAGAUGAACCUUCAACAGCAGCCCAAAAAGGAAUUAAUUAUUAAUGAAAUUCUGGUCAUGAGGGAAAAUAAGAACCCCAAUAUUGUUAAUUAUUUAGAUAGCUACUUAGUGGGUGAUGAACUAUGGGUAGUCAUGGAGUACUUGGCUGGUGGCUCUCUGACUGAUGUGGUCACAGAGACCUGUAUGGAUGAAGGCCAGAUAGCAGCUGUCUGCAGAGAGUGCCUCCAAGCGCUGGACUUUUUACACUCAAACCAAGUGAUCCACAGAGACAUAAAGAGUGACAAUAUUCUUCUUGGGAUGGAUGGCUCUGUUAAAUUGACUGAUUUUGGGUUCUGUGCCCAGAUCACCCCUGAACAAAGUAAACGGAGCACUAUGGUGGGAACUCCAUACUGGAUGGCACCUGAGGUUGUAACUCGAAAAGCUUAUGGUCCGAAAGUUGAUAUCUGGUCUCUGGGGAUUAUGGCAAUUGAAAUGGUGGAAGGUGAACCCCCUUACCUUAAUGAAAAUCCACUCAGGGCAUUAUAUCUGAUAGCCACUAAUGGAACCCCAGAGCUCCAGAAUCCCGAGAGACUGUCAGCUGUGUUCCGUGACUUUUUAAAUCGUUGUCUUGAGAUGGAUGUGGACAGGCGAGGAUCUGCCAAGGAGCUUUUGCAGCAUCCGUUUUUAAAAUUAGCCAAGCCUCUCUCCAGCCUGACUCCUCUGAUUAUCGCUGCAAAAGAAGCAAUUAAGAACAGCAGCCGCUAGGACUGAGAGCCUUACCCCACACCAUCUCCCUCCUGAGUAAGACUGAACUGAAACUCUGCUGCAGGAAAAGAUGGAAGAAAAGACAGUCAACUGGGGUCGGGGGCGGGGAUCUUUAACUUUCAAAUGAAUAGAAACUUCUUAUAACCCUUUUUCCUACUCCCUCAGAUUAUGUAAUUUAUUUGUAAGCCUGAAUCGCAGCCCGAUCAGGGCAGCAAUGUCGAAGUGGCCGUCAAGUGGUCCCUUCUACCGUGAAGCGAAAGAGCCAGUAGUGAAUCCCCUCAUUUUGUGCAUUCACUUUGAAGAAAAAAAGGGUUUCUCAAAGAUGCACACUCCCUCUUCAUAGUGUUGUGUUCGUUUUUAAGUUAGAGAGUAGUCCCUCUUGCAUUCGAACUUCCUUCAAAACUCCUUACCUAAUGUGAUGUUUUUCACUUGCAUUGUCAUUAGAUGUUCAGAAAAAAAAGAUGUCAAAACUUUUUUUUUAAAAAGAAAGCAAAAAACAAAAAGCAAAAACAAAACCAAAAAAACACAAAAAACAAAAUGAAACAAACAAACAAAAAAUACCCCAGAGCAAGUACUGUGUGAACAUGUGGAAGUCCAUGCCCCUAAUAGAGUUGCAAUUUUUUAUUCUUCUUCUAUAGUGGUGGCUUGGUGUGUGUACCUGCUUUUCUGCAUUUGUAUUGGAAAAGGUUUCUUUUCAGGCAUUUUUCCAAAAGCAGAGAGGAAUAUGUAUGUUCAGGAAGGGCUUUUAAAAACUGUCCACCCAAAAAAUGCUCAAAUGGUGAGAUCCUGUCACAUUUUCACGACGAUGCUUAAGAGAUAGUUGACGUAUCAUUUCUAUAAACCAGCUUGUUCAUCUUUGUGAUGCCUGACAAAGGACACACUGAAACUUAAUGGCCCUCCUAUUGGGUGAGUCCAGGUCCUCAACCUGGGAAACCCUGAUAGGAGAAACCAUUCUUAAAGCUGGGACUUUCUCUGGGAACUAAAAGGAAUGCAAGAGGAGUGUGCAAUAUUGAGAUCUUUGUUGGACAGAAGGAAACAAAAAUCAAGAGACCUAAUUUAGUCCUCUCUUGUGCUUGUGGGACAUAGGCAUUGUCAAAUAGGCACAUUAGGAAGACAUAGACCCAUUAGCCAACAUUUGCUUAUGAUCAGAAUCAUGUGACAUGUUAUAACAUUUUUUAAAUAUCUUGAAAGACCUGGAGAACAGAGAUUUUUAAGUAUUCGGCCCUGUCAGGAAUGAGAGGUCUGUGAAAACUACAUCCCAGUCAACAUUUGGCUCCAAGUAUUUGCUCCCAUUUUCCCUCUGUCUCACUGAUUUCUGUUUCAGGAUAUAGCAUGGUCAGCCAUCAUCCUCUGAGCUUUUGAAUUUCAAAAACAUGUUCAGACAGAUCUGGAAAUUCUCCAGUAAAAAAUAAUUAGGGUUUGUACUCAUAGAUCUCAAGAAGUAGCAGUCCAACCAUGCAUCUACUUAUUAAAAAUCUAAUGGUUGGCACUUCCUGAAUCUUCUGAGAGCAGAAAAAUAUCUGGAGGGUGGCUGCAUAGAAAAAGGAUAAGCUUCUCUUUAAAUGUAUUUUCACUUUUGUAAAUUCUGCAAAGUAGCCUCUCUAAGCCUUGGGAGAAGCUGACAGUUGAUGCGAUAGAAGGCUUCUUGAUUUGUAACAUACGAGAAUCUGAAUAAGAACAUAUCUACAUUCAGCAAGAGAGAGAAAGAGAUCAAUGGACUUGGCCUCUCUUCUUCUCUGCUAAGGUACAUCUGUCCAUCUAACCAUCCAUCCAUUCCUUAAAAUGCAAGCAGUUUCUUUAAGGAGUUUCUGCUAACCAUAUAGUACACGUGUUUAUGUUUAGGAAAUGGCACCACUAGUGGAUUUCCUAUUUUCCUUUUUUUUUUUUUGAUGAUAAAAGUUGAGAGGAACUUAACCCCCCCCUCAGAAAACAUCCACAGUGAAGGAAAACAAAUGGGAAAAAAAAUUAAAUGGCAACAUUCAUUUGAAGCAUGCUGUGUUCUACUUUGCAAAAAGGUAGUUGGGCCUGAAAUUUUUAAUGCCACACUGUUCUAAUUAGAGAGAGAGAGAGAGAGAGAGAGGCCUUAGUUUUUAUUUCAUUUAAAGUUAAAUAUUUUUUUAAUGUUUCAUUCAUAGUGCCAGGGAAUUCGAUGAAAUAAUACCUGGGGUGUGAAUAGAAUUCAGUACACUAACUCCACCUUGCCAGUGGAGAUAACCACAAAGCUAGUCAGGAGAACCUAGUUUUUGAUUAGUGACCCUUUUUGGCAGGGAGAGACCUGGAGCAGUGUUCCAGAAAAAUGGUUGCUCUUUGAUGCCUUCAGUUUUGCAUAUUAACAAUGAGGAGCCAGAGACUUCUUCACCAUACCCCCAUUGUACCAAGAUUCUAUGGUAAUAUAGUGCAGUAGGAUUUAUCCUUACAGAUUUGUAUCUAUGUAAUUUUUAAAUGAGAACAGCUUCUAAAGCCCCUCCCCCAUGUUGGAGAGUUUUGUAUAUUUCUAAUAAGUAUUAGUGAGAAGCUGUUUCUCCUGCCAAAAUGGUGGUGAAGGAUUCAUAUUGGGUACACUUGAACAACUUAGACUCCAGGUGGUUAAUCGUUUAUUCCCUUUCUCUGGAUUUUUUUUAAGCUCAUCUUGACACAGAUGAGUCUCUCCAGAUCUUUAAAGUUGCGAGAGUGCAGAGAUAAUGAGGGCACUUUGUGGAGUGUUGAUUCCAAAAUGUCCUGAGAUAGGGAUAGGGCAGUGGGAAAGUCAGGGAAGGGUGAGAAGCACAGUAGAGAUUAUUUAUUUAAGAAAGAACAUUCAUGUUGUAGCAAGGAUCCGGUACGUUGUCAUAAUCCCACAAGGAUUUUUUGGAUGACACAAUCCCCUCAAAUCAGUCACCAUGCUGGGUAAUGACUUCGUUCUUGCUGAUCUCGUCUAUGUGUCAUUGUAAAUAUUUGUGUGUCCAUGUUCCGUUUUGGCUACUGGUUGGCCAAGUCAUGUAAGAAGAUUUAACUCAAGUAUUUAUUCUUUAAUUGUGUUACUCAGAUUUCUUCAGGCUUGUGGAUUGCACCCCCAAUGUUGAGUUUAACCACCUGAUCCCCCACAUCUAUCCCUCCCCUAUGAAGCACAUUCCAUUGUUAAAAGAAAAAGAAAUAUGAAAUUGCUUCCUGUCUUCUGUAUAACUGUUUUUGAUAGUUUGAGAUGUUUGUCUAUAAAGGUUAUUUCUCAGCUCAAAGAUCGUGUAAAUAACUAUAUUCCUUUGCUCAGUGGGUUAUUUCUAAUGAGGCUGCCAGUUCUCAGAAUCUAUCAGAUCACUUUUAAAUAACAUAAACAGGGAUUACAACUUUGUCAAACUAAGUGCGCAUAACAGACAAAGACUGGGAACACAGGUUGUUGAAAUCAGUUGUGUUAGGGUGGUGGAAUUAUGCAAAAACAUUUUUUUUCCUUUUAAAAUUUCAUUUGGUGUUGUUAUCAUAUUGCUUUAUAAUAAAUAAACAGCAGAAAGGGAGCUAUAGAGACAUAGAGAAGACGCCAGAAGCAGAUGUCUUCUGGCCAGAGCCCAGAGCAUGCAGGGCACAGAUAUUUGCUAGUUACAAUUAAUUCCAUAGCCUUCAUAUUUGCCUGGGUGCUGAGGUUGGCACACACUCAGGUAUGGCACAUGCUUUCUUAGGGGACUCUUAUCUCUAAGUGGAACCUAGGGAGAUGUUGCUUUUUGAACUCCCGACACAUCCUUCUGCUUUAAAAGUGGCCGCCUUUCACUUGGGCGUGGCAAGGAGGUUUCUGUUUAGGUUACUGUAGAUUGGGUGGGAUGACAUUUUAUUCACCCCCUUGAAAACAUCUGGUUCGGGCAUCCCCCCUCUGGCUCAUGUUAGCAGAUUUUCAGGUUGAAUUUUAGAAGCAGAGAAGGAUGAAUCCCCUAGCUCCCACCAUGUCCUUGUCUUGUAUCAUUCAGGUAGGGUUCUCCUGUUAGUGACCAGUGGGCAAGUCCCUUUGAUUUCAAUAGAAGUUAUGACUUUCAAUUAAAAGCUAACUGUGAAAACAUGAAGACAAAUAUUUAGAGCCACCUUUGUCUGUUGGGCUUCAGUUCCUGUUAGCUUUGGCCGGAGAUGGCCUCCAUGUGCUUUUCAUGUUACCUGAUUUAUAGGUUGUGAGCAGUGACUACUGUCGUUUUUAAAGAGCAAGAGGGAGACCAUCUAUCCCAAGAGAGGAAUUUUUCUCUAACUCACCAAAGUAAUUGUAGGUGAUGAGUUUUAUAAUGAGAUAGCGGUCUCAGAUGUUACUCACUUUCCCCAAGAGCCGACUUUAUACCUGGAGAACCCACUUUUCAUUGACCAUCCUCAACAUAAAAAUGCUUCCAGGAGUUCCGAUCCCUGCCUUCCCCAGUCAAAUCUUCAUGGUCCUUUUCUGAGCUACUUGCAGUUGAUAUUCAGGUAUACACAGGCAUGGCCAGUGAUACAAGCUUCUCCCAGUCUCUGAGCAAGAGCAAGAGGACUGAAACUCAGCAUUUGUAAAUGGAUGAUCUAAUAGGCCUGGGAUUUCAAGUGAACUUAACACGCAAUUCUGAACCUAUAUUUGCAUGUGGCCUGGGGAGGAAAGACAUGGUACCUGGGAAGAAAUGGAAAUAUUUUUCCUAAGAAAGAAUUUUUCGUAAGAGAUUUGGUUCCAAUAUAAUCUUUUCUGUUGGUUAGCUUUAAUUGUCUCACUCCUUUUCUGACCCUUUACUGACCAAAUGAAUAUUACCCAACUCCUCAUGCAUUGGGAUGUCUGCUUGAUACUACACAAUAUCUCACUGAAUCUGCAAAUGCGGGAAUGUAGCUAGCAUCUCCAUGUGCAUACUUCCAUGUGCAAGCCUACGUUACAAGUAGCAUUUCCUGCCAUGUAAUACAGUCAGACUUGCAGGAUAAACUGAUAGAAACUGGUUAGUGCUCUCAGAGUUUCCUUGGAAGCUGCCAUCAGGUGACUGCAACCAACAGUGAGGGAGGUACCGUGUUCACGCGGUUUAGUACCUAAGAGGAAAUCAACAAUUAUAAAGAAGCUGGCAGACAAGUGGAAGGAGUAUGAGACUAGGAACAAGAAGACCUGGAUUCUAAUAUAGGGUCUGUUGCUCACUUUUUUUUUUUUACAUUAAAACACUUUUCUCAAUUUAUUUCCACACAUGGAUACAUUGUCUUGCUAAAACAUAUGAUACUCAGUGGUAGACAUCAUGACACUUCAUCCUUCAAUCUUCCUUCAACAAAUAUUUGAGAAUUCAAGGAAUGUUCUCUAUAUAACCACAAUACUAUUACUAUACCUAAGAAAAUUAAUAAAAAUUUCAUAAUAACUUUCAAUGUCUGAUACAUAUUGAAAUUAUCCUAAUUGCCUCCAAAAUGUCAUGGAUAGCUGUUUUUCUGAACCAGAACUCUACUAAAAUUGACACUGAGUUUGUUUGUAAUGUCACUUCCAUUUCUUUUCUUAAGUAAUGAAAUAUAUUUAUAUGUUUAUUUAAUUUUAUUAUUUAAUUUUUUUUGCUCACUUUUCAUAGCUGUUCCUUCAUCUGUAAAAUAAGGGUAUUGGGCCAGAUGACAUUUGAGGUCUUUCCACAAGUUCUAUCCUUUUCUGGUACCGAAGCUUGCCUUGCAAAUCCAGCCUGCUAUAGUGAUGGAUGGCAAAUACCGCAUGCUUAAGCCUGGGUUUCUUGUGUUGCCGCUAAAUAAUAGAAAUAUGUAAGAUGAUGAGGGGGGUGGAAAUAACCCUCAAGUAAAUGAACAUAACACUAGGGAAUGUUGAUAAAACUUGUGGCAGCCUUCCCAAUCCUCACAGUUGUUUUGUUUUGUUGUUGUUUUAAUGUCUUUUUUCUGUGGUGUGUUCCCAGUUUCUAUUUUCCAUAUGCUCUGUAUGUAGUCUGGUUUUCAUUAAGCUGUGGCCAGUAUUUGCUACUAGAACAGAAAUACACCGUCACACUUGCUAGAACGAAACUAUGUUUGGGCCUCUCUUUUCCUAUGAAGUGAUGCUGGGCUUUGUAGACUUUACUUUGUAAAUGGCACAAGAUGGCAGAACCCAUGCAUUUAAACGGCUGGGACUAUUGAGAGUGGACAUAAGCACUUGCAGGUUGCAGAGAAAGAAAUGAAAAUAGAAGUGCAUGUUAUUAGCACUGAGGAGUGUUGACAAAUCCACUUGUUGGGAACCAAAGAUAGCGUUUCUGAUGACAACUCCCAUGGUGAUCAGCCAGUUGUAGGACUACAAUGCUGGAGAGAGGGUACACUGGAAGUCAGUUAGUCCCAAUGCCAUGCCUGCUAGCAGAGUGCCAACCAGCCCUGAGUGCGAAAUUCAAGUUCAGUGUGUGUGCUUGUGUGUGGUGUGCUUUAUGGACCCGCAUAUACUAUAUUCAUUAGUGAUGAUAAGACCUUUCACAGAAUCCUAUAACCAUUAGUGUGGGUUGAGUUUUAAAUCUCGGGGCAUCAGCUGGGAGGAGUCUGAUCACAGGGAACUGAUGUCUACUGGGAUUAUAUUCAUGAUAUCCAGACAAAACAAGUUGAGGAGGAUCUAUAUUUUCAUUUUUUAUCAGAGUUGUAUCUCAUUUGGUUGUGUAUUACUUUUGUUCAAAUGUGUUCCCUGUAAACCCAUGUGUAGUGAAAUUCUUCUGUAACUUUGAAUUAAAGGUAUUUAUGGUCUUUUUGUUUGUUUGAUUUUUUUCGAUAAGUUAUUUCUUUUGUAGACCUGCUGAUGGUGUGGUCCCAUCCUUCUGACCUCAGCUUCUGACUUUUUUUAAGGACUUUUGUUUCCAAUAUCGUUAUUUUAAAUUGUGGUUGAAGCAAUAGAAAAUUGAAAUAUGGAUUGUGCAUGACUGUGUCUUGAGUGUAAAAAUAUUGCAGUUUGAAACUUGGACCUAAAGUAUUGCAAAUAAAAAUGACAAACAUCAACAAA
This is a messenger RNA of Neogale vison (American mink), 8992 nucleotides long. It is a transcript of the gene PAK3, whose product is annotated as p21 (RAC1) activated kinase 3. Bases 367 to 2109 code for a protein of 580 amino acids. Gene Ontology annotation, biological process: regulation of axonogenesis; protein phosphorylation; regulation of actin cytoskeleton organization. Gene Ontology annotation, molecular function: ATP binding; protein serine/threonine kinase activity. Gene Ontology annotation, cellular component: cytoplasm. Lineage: Eukaryota; Metazoa; Chordata; Mammalia; Carnivora; Mustelidae. The record is from RefSeq and is a predicted model, not a curated record. The transcript is spliced from 19 exons.